Molecule: messenger RNA, 1150 nt
Organism: Verruconis gallopava
Lineage: Eukaryota; Fungi; Ascomycota; Dothideomycetes; Venturiales; Sympoventuriaceae
Exons: 4
Coding region: 284-1150 (288 amino acids)
Cellular component (GO): intracellular anatomical structure
Molecular function (GO): oxidoreductase activity, acting on NAD(P)H, oxygen as acceptor
Source: RefSeq, a predicted model, not a curated record
AAGCACCGAGAUGCAGAGUCACAAAAUCGGCUUAGAUUAUAGCAGAACAGCUCUGAAGCUAUGAACAUUUCAUCCGAACCACACGCCGUAGCAAUUUUUCGGGUCUACCACGACAUCUCCGGUACCACCAUGGCAGACACUAGGCCUUCAUCUUCGGGAGACUCUUGUUCUAACAUGAAAGGCUAAAUAGUCUUAUCUGAGGGCAAAAUAUAAACAAAUGUCGAGGUAUUCUUGGCCUUGAACUUGAUGGAAACCCAGGCUUUAUCAGACUGAAAGCAAAAACAUGUCACUAAAUGCUCAUGAUCCGAUUAAUCGGGAGGCCAAGCCGCCUCAAGCCAAUUCUGCUACGCCUUUAGCCGACCUUUUUCGGCUAGAAGGUCGAACUAUCAUUGUGACAGGUGGUGCUGGAGCACUAGGGGCAGCUGUCGUGGGCACAGUUCUAGAAAGUGGUGGAGAUGUUGUGUGUUUGGACAUUAUCGUAUCUCCAAAUGGAUCUGUAUGGGAGAUGUUAAAAGCUUCUUCUCGAAAGCAUGGGACAACACUUUCAUAUUUUCAAUGUGAUGUGACGAAUUCAGAAGAAGUCGCCAAGGUCUUUUCAGAUUUUGUGCCAACAUUAAGAAGUCCCAUACGUGGACUUGUCAAUUGUGUUGGAGUGUCGGAUAAUUACUCCGUGAUAGAUUUCCCUCCAGAAAAGUUCAAACGACUCCUCAAUAUCAACGUCCUAGGCACUUUCAUUGUGGCACAAGCAGUUGCACGGGAGGUUAUAAAGACUGGCCUGUCAGCGAGUAUGGUAUUGAUAAGCAGCAUUAGCGGAUUAGUAUCUAAUAGGGGGACAGAUAAUGCAGGUUAUAAUUCCUCUAAAGCAGCAGUGCUUCAACUUGCACGAUCUAUGGCAGCAGAAUGGGGAGGAAGGGUCGGAAUACCUCUUAUUCGGGUAAACUCCAUCUCGCCUGGAUAUAUUAGGACGCCGGCGCUCCAGGUCGCACUUGAUCGUCCAGGAUUAGAGGAGCAGAUUAUUGGUGACCAUAUGCUGUACAGACUAAGUACAGUAGAUGAGUAUCGUGCACCUGUACUGUUUUUAUUGGGAGAUGGAAGUAGCUUUGUAACGGGCACUGAUCUGAGGGUUGAUGGAGGCUAUUGUGCCUGGUAA